Desarmillaria tabescens is the source of this 1102-nucleotide messenger RNA. RefSeq lists its product as uncharacterized. The coding region runs from base 1 to 678 and encodes 225 amino acids. The record is from RefSeq and is a predicted model, not a curated record. Lineage: Eukaryota; Fungi; Basidiomycota; Agaricomycetes; Agaricales; Physalacriaceae. The transcript is spliced from 10 exons. Gene Ontology annotation, molecular function: calcium ion binding.
AUGUCUUACGGUGGUCCGCCCCCUCCUGGAGGAGGAUAUGGUGGAUAUGGCGCGCCACCUCCAGGUGGACCGCCGCCGCCAGGUGGAGGAUAUGCAUACGGUGGAGGGUUUGCCCCGCCACCAGGACAUCAAGGACCUCCUCCUGGAGCCGAUCCUCAACUUUGGAACUGGUUCAGCGCCGUUGAUACCGACAGGUCAGGUGCCAUUACUGCGAGUGAAUUAGAGCGCGCCUUGAUCAAUGGCGAUUGGACUCCCUUUGACUUGGAUACCGUGAAGCUUUUGAUGUCGAUUUUCGACACUGAUCGCAGCGGAACCAUCGGAUUUAACGAAUUUGCCGGUCUUUGGAAAUAUAUCAAGGACUGGCAAAAUGUUUUCCGACACUUCGACCGUGAUCGUUCGGGAUCUAUCGAUGGAAAUGAAUUGCGAGAUGCUCUGGCCCAGUUUGGGUACCGACUAUCUCCUCCCCUUCUUGAUUUAGUCCAAAGGAAGUACGAUAUUAAAGCAUCUUCAGUUGCCGGUCAUGGUCCGGCUCCCGGCAUAUCUUUCGAUCGUUUCGUUCGCGCUUGCGUUGUCGUGAAGCAACUCAGCGAAGCAUUCGGACGCCUGGACACCGAUCGCGACGGAUGGAUCCAGAUCAAUUACGAUCAGUUCAUGCAGACAGUACUCAGUCUACCUUAAGGAUUAGCAAUUGCGAAUGAAGAGAAGGCCAAAUAAGAGUGUGCGAUUAUUAUAACGUUAAUAGUCAAGAUUUAAGCUUAUGAACUCUUCUUAACAAUAUGUCCUCUUCAUGCUGUCCAUCUACUUUCUGUUCCAAACUCUGUAUGUACGGUAUAAUGUAUGAACGCAAAAAAAGAGCAAAUGUUUGUCAGUGUGUACGUAGCUUAGGAGAAGAAACUUGUACGAUCGUAUCAGGGCAAGGAGUAACAAGUUCACGCACAACCAAGGAAGAAUAACGAGCUGGCAGAACACUGACAAAGAGUGUGAAGUAGUGGUUCACGCUUUGGUAUGUACUUUGUCAAAGUAUCGAUAACACCACCUGUUUCAUGUCCCAAAAGCCAGAAGAAUACUCGCGCAAUGCAUCCAUUCGUUUGAAGGAGAAGAA